AUGUCUUCCAAGUCGCAAUUGACAUACGGCGCUCGCGCCGCCAACCACCCGAACCCGCUGGCCCGCAAGCUCUUCCAGGUUGCCGAAGCCAAGAAGAGCAAUGUGACCGUCUCCGCCGACGUGACCACUACCGCCGAGCUCCUCGACCUGGCCGACCGCCUCGGUCCUUACAUUGCCGUGAUCAAAACCCACAUCGACAUCCUUUCCGACUUCAGCCAGGCGACUAUCGACGGACUGAACGCGCUCGCCGCCAAACACAACUUCCUCAUCUUCGAAGACCGCAAAUUCAUCGACAUCGGCAACACCGUCCAAAAACAAUACCACCAAGGCACUCUCCGCAUCUCUGAAUGGGCCCACAUCAUCAACUGCAGCGUUCUCCCCGGCGAAGGCAUCGUCGAAGCCCUCACCCAAACCGCCCAGUCCCCGGACUUCCCCUACGGCUCUGACCGUGGCCUCCUCAUCCUCGCUGAGAUGACAUCCAAGGGCUCCCUCGCAACAGGCUCCUACACCUCCGCGUCCGUGGACUAUGCGCGCAAGUACCAAAGCUUCGUGCUGGGUUUCGUGUCGACCCGCUCGCUGAGCGAGGUCGAGUCGACCGUUGCGAAGAAUGAGAAUGAGGACUUUGUCGUCUUCACCACUGGUGUGAACCUUUCCUCGAAAGGAGACAAGCUCGGUCAGCAGUAUCAGACUCCUCAGUCUGCUAUCGGGCGUGGCGCAGAUUUCAUCAUUGCGGGUCGUGGUAUCUAUGCGGCACCGGAUGCCGUCGAGGCAGCUAAGCAGUACCAACAGCAGGGGUGGGAGGCUUAUAUGGCGCGUGUGGGUGGUCAGUAG
This is a messenger RNA of Penicillium maclennaniae, 831 nucleotides long. It is a transcript of the gene pyrG, whose product is annotated as orotidine-5'-phosphate decarboxylase pyrG. Gene Ontology annotation, biological process: 'de novo' pyrimidine nucleobase biosynthetic process; 'de novo' UMP biosynthetic process. Lineage: Eukaryota; Fungi; Ascomycota; Eurotiomycetes; Eurotiales; Aspergillaceae. The record is from RefSeq and is a predicted model, not a curated record. The transcript has 2 exons. Bases 1 to 831 code for a protein of 276 amino acids. Gene Ontology annotation, molecular function: orotidine-5'-phosphate decarboxylase activity. Gene Ontology annotation, cellular component: cytosol.